GGGAGGGCGGGACCGAGCCAAAUUGGGUCUGGGGUCUGGGGCUUGGGUGCGAAAUUCUAAGGUGAAUUCUUAAACCCCUUAAAAUGUCUGAUGACGUUUCCUCACGACGAUCAGGAGAUGCAGCUCUCUCCCAUGGUUCCUUGUUGCCCUUAAUAUUCUACGCCAUCUAGAAAAAAAUGUCUGAGGAUCACCCCAUUAUCCCAAGUUCACCCUAAUCUCUUUCCAUGAUUUCACAGUGCGUUUACACCAGUAAUCUGUUUGUGACCCCUCAGUAGUUAUCAGGUAUAGUUUUUGGAAACCCUUCCCUCAACCGUACCUCCAUUUUCCUCACCUGGAUAUCAUUGUCUUCCUUUUCUCUUCCUCUUGAUAGUUUUCUGAUGAACCAUCAUUGCCACUGCAUUUGAUUUAAUGUGUAAUGUGCUCUGUUAUCCAGCUGUUUUUCACAGUCUGUAGUGACUCCUAUGACGUCUGUCUGUAGUAUAGUGUUUGGUGAACCUCUGUGAACCCAUCAUCGAGUCUGGUGACCUGUAUUAGCUAUCUGACAGUACCUUUGAUUCUACCAUCAGCCUUAUAGCUCAGUGCUCUGGAGUGCCCACAGUGCCUUUUAAGGUCAUUGGUACAGUCUUCAUUUCCUCCAAACUAAAGACAAGGUCUGAUGGUCCUCCAUUUUCCUUUCCCCUGUCUGUGACUCCUUUCACUAUAGUGUGUGAUCACUCAUUCUCCUCAAGCUAAGACAGCCUGUUCAUUUCCAUUGUGUACCUGAGCCCUGUGAUCUCAGUGCAGUGCAUACUGACUUCCCCCAUUAGUCUCUAGAAGAGUCUGUGUUCUGCACAGUCCAGAACCAUGAGCACUGCAGUGAGUCUUAGAUCUUGGUGCUCAAUUGUGAGGUACGCAAUAGGAGAUUCUCAGCAGAGAAGGGUUAGUGGCACAGGGCUGUUUGAUAAAAGUGGGAUUCAGGGAGCAGCAGGAGCUUGGAGAUGGAAUUUUAUAUGUCCUCUGCCACUCUGCUUUCAGGCUGUCAUUACUAGACCUCUGAAUUUUUCCUCUGUCCUCUGCUAGGAGGCCUAUGGCAGCUGCUCAGUCCUACCUCAGCCCAUCUUGAAAAAAAUCUUAGGCAACAUGGAACCACCACGAGGCCCUCCUGUUAGUGGGGCUGAGCCAUCUCGGGCAGUUGGCACUGUCAAAGUGUACCUGCCUAACAAGCAACGCACGGUGGUGACUGUCCGGGAAGGCAUGAGUGUCUAUGACUCUUUGGACAAGGCCCUCAAGGUGCGGGGUCUCAAUCAGGACUGCUGCGUGGUCUACAGACUCAUCAAAGGAAGAAAGACAGUCACUGCCUGGGACACAGCCAUUGCGCCUCUGGAUGGUGAGGAGCUCAUUGUGGAGGUCCUGGAAGAUGUGCCGCUGACCAUGCACAAUUUUGUACGGAAGACGUUCUUCAGCCUGGCCUUCUGUGACUUCUGCCUUAAGUUUCUGUUCCAUGGAUUCCGCUGCCAGACCUGUGGCUACAAGUUCCACCAGCAUUGUUCCUCCAAGGUCCCCACCGUCUGCGUUGACAUGAGUACCAACCGCCGACAGUUCUACCACAGCAUCCAGGAUUUGUCUGGAGGCUCCAGGCAGCAGGAGGCUCCCUCAAAUCUCUCUGUGAAUGAGCUGCUAACCCCCCAGGGUCCCAGCUCCUUUACCCAGCACCGUGACCAGGAGCACUUCUCCUUCCCUGCCCCUGCCAAUCCCCCACUGCAGCGCAUCCGCUCCACAUCUACUCCUAACGUCCACAUGGUCAGCACCACAGCUCCCAUGGACUCCAGCCUCAUGCAGUUUACUGCUCAGAGCUUCAGCACCGAUGCUGCUGGUAGAAGUGGUGGUGAUGGAGCCCCUCGGGGUAGCCCUAGCCCAGCUAGUGUGUCUUCAGGGAGGAAGUCCCCACAUUCCAAGUUACCUUCAGAACAGCGGGAGCGGAAGUCCUUGGCAGAGGAAAAGAAAAAAGUGAAGAACCUGGGGUACCGGGACUCAGGCUAUUACUGGGAAGUGCCACCCAGUGAGGUACAGCUGUUGAAGAGGAUCGGGACAGGCUCUUUUGGCACUGUGUUUCGGGGGCGUUGGCAUGGCGAUGUAGCUGUGAAGGUGCUCAAGGUGGCCCAACCUACCGCUGAGCAGGCCCAGGCCUUCAAGAAUGAGAUGCAGGUGCUCAGGAAGACACGACAUGUCAACAUUUUGCUGUUCAUGGGUUUCAUGACUCGGCCAGGGUUUGCCAUCAUCACACAGUGGUGUGAGGGUUCCAGCCUCUACCACCACCUACAUGUGGCUGACACGCGCUUUGACAUGGUCCAGCUCAUUGAUGUGGCCCGGCAGACUGCCCAGGGCAUGGACUACCUCCACGCCAAGAACAUCAUUCACCGAGACCUAAAGUCCAACAAUAUCUUCCUACAUGAGGGGCUCACAGUCAAGAUUGGUGACUUCGGCUUGGCCACGGUGAAGACACGGUGGAGUGGGGCCCAGCCCUUAGAGCAGCCCUCAGGGUCUGUGCUAUGGAUGGCAGCUGAGGUGAUCCGCAUGCAGGACCCGAACCCUUACAGCUUCCAGUCGGAUGUCUAUGCCUAUGGUGUUGUGCUGUAUGAGCUUAUGACCGGCUCACUGCCCUACAGCCACAUUGGCAGCCGUGACCAGAUCAUCUUUAUGGUGGGCCGUGGCUAUCUGUCUCCGGACCUCAGCAAAAUCUUCAGUAAUUGCCCCAAAGCCAUGAGGCGCCUGCUGACUGACUGCCUCAAGUUCCAGCGGGAGGAGCGGCCCCUAUUUCCCCAGAUUCUGGCCACGAUCGAGCUACUGCAGCGGUCACUCCCCAAGAUUGAGCGGAGUGCCUCCGAACCAUCCUUGCACCGCACCCAGGCUGAUGAGUUGCCUGCCUGCCUUCUCAGCGCAGCCCGCCUUGUGCCUUAGACCCCACUCCCAGCCCACCAGGGAGCCAGUUUCAGUCUACCAUGCCAAGGCAUCCCUACCUACCAGCCAAUGAUUGUUCUGCCUCUGCCUUGAUACUGCCUCAGGAUUCCCUAUCCCAUACCCUGGGAAAUUUGGGGGACCCCAGAAACUGAGGUCCCCUGCUUUCUCCAUAAUUUGGUCUCCUCUUGGCUGUGGGGAUAGUUCUAAUUUGAAGAGCUGUUUUGUCUCCAAUGGCUGGGAUUCAGUGCAAGGAUUCCACUCAACCUCUUUCUAAAGUUUUUGCUUGAUGUGUCUUCACUGGAUUUUGGGGUUCCCAGCACCCCAUGUGGACUUGGGGGUUUCCCUUUGUCUCCACCACUAUUCAAGGACUCUCCUCUUUACCAAGAAGCACAGAAUUCUGCUGGGCCUUUGCUUGUUU
Messenger RNA from Grammomys surdaster, 3355 nucleotides. It is a transcript of the gene Araf, whose product is annotated as A-Raf proto-oncogene, serine/threonine kinase. Gene Ontology annotation, biological process: protein phosphorylation; signal transduction. The record is from RefSeq and is a predicted model, not a curated record. The transcript is spliced from 15 exons. NCBI's taxonomy places the organism in Eukaryota, Metazoa, Chordata, Mammalia, Rodentia, Muridae. Gene Ontology annotation, cellular component: cytosol; mitochondrion. Gene Ontology annotation, molecular function: ATP binding; protein kinase activity. Bases 1120 to 2937 code for a protein of 605 amino acids.